AUGGAUCGAAAAGAUGCCGCGGUCAGCAUAGAGAGCAUUCAAAAUGGUGAGAUCGAUGUUUUCGACCUGGACGAUGCAGUCGCUCCCGCCAGUGGCAAGGCCGACAUGCCCCAUCAGUUCAAUUGGAUCUCAACUCUUGGGAUAUCCUUUUCCAUCACAAAUUCUUGGGCUGGCUAUUUGAGCAAUUUCGGCCAAACUCUGGCUUAUGGUGGUCCUCGCCUGGUGAUAUUUGGGUUUAUCUGUGCCAUUCUUGUGCAGUUUAUUGUAGUCCUCGGGCUCAGUGAGCUGGCAUCGGCCUUUCCAUCGAGUGGGGGUCAAUAUCACUUCUGCUAUAUGCUCAGUCCAGCAAAGUCAAGAAGAUUUGCUGCCUUUGUGGUCGGAUGUAUGUCUGUCCUAGCAUGGUGGAUAGUGACAUCUUCCGGUAUCUCGCUUGUCACUGCCUCCCUUGCGGGAAUUGUGAAUUUCUGGCAUCCAGAGUAUGCGGCCUCUCAAUGGCAUAUAUAUCUGAUUUAUAUUGCCAUAGCUCUGCUGACAUUGAUCCCGAUAUUCGUGGCUCCAAGCAAAAUCCACUGGACAGUUCAGACGGCUCUUUUCUUAUCCCUCACGGGCAUGGUCCUGGUUUUUAUCAUCACACUUUCCAUGUGCAGGCAAAAGCAACCAGCUUCAUUCCUGUUACAAUCUGGAUAUGGGAUAUCUGGCUGGAAUGACGGUACCGCAUGGAUGUUGGGAGUCAUGAAUGCAAUGUAUGCCAUCACAGGGACUGAUGCGGCUAUUCAUAUCAGCGAAGAACUGCCCCAGCCUGGGAAACGUGUUCCCCAGGCUAUGAUAAUGAGUGUAUUUCUGAGUCUCGCCACAUGUUUACCUCUGUUUAUUGCCUUGAUGUUCUGCAUGUCCGAUAUGAAUGCUGUGGUGAGCUCGGCGCUUCCAAGCAUGGAGUUGGUCUAUCAGGCGACCCAGAGUAAAGGUCUUACCACCUUCUUGUCAGUGUGGCUAAUGGUUGUCUAUGCCGCCUCCAUUCCAUCUCAAUGGGUGACAAGCAGUAGAAUUGCAUGGGCACUGGCACGCGAUAUUGACUCCCCAUCCGCACAAUAUCUCGCUCAAGUAGACCCCAAACUCAAGUUUCCUGUCCGAGCGACCAUGGCCACAUUCAUCUUCAUCGCCGUAUAUAGCCUGCUAUACCUUGUUUCCUCCGGCGCAUUCAACAUGAUCACCAACUGCGCAGUUCUCUUUCUCAAUAUUACUUAUGUGGUACCGCAGGGUUUAAUCUUGACCUCAGGAAGGUCGGAGGCGCUUCCACAUCGAUAUGUCAACCUCGGUCUCCUGGGCUAUUUCUGCAACGCUUUUGUCGUUUUGUGGAUUGUAGUUCUGGGGGUGUUUGUCUGUCUGCCGCUUGCGCUACCGGUAGAAGCGGAGGUGAUGAACUAUACAUCGGUUGUGCUCGUGGGGCUGUUUGCCCUUGUGAUCCUGUUGUGGUAUCGACUGGGCAGACGAGCAUUCCAGGGUCCUCAGAUUGACUGGGAAAUGAUUCAAACUGUAAAUGCUGUUACCAAGUGA
Molecule: messenger RNA, 1554 nt
Organism: Aspergillus ibericus CBS 121593
Lineage: Eukaryota; Fungi; Ascomycota; Eurotiomycetes; Eurotiales; Aspergillaceae
Product: choline transporter
Exons: 9
Coding region: 1-1554 (517 amino acids)
Biological process (GO): transmembrane transport
Cellular component (GO): membrane
Molecular function (GO): transmembrane transporter activity
Source: RefSeq, a predicted model, not a curated record